Messenger RNA from Fukomys damarensis (Damara mole-rat), 977 nucleotides. RefSeq names its product 3-hydroxyanthranilate 3,4-dioxygenase (gene Haao). The coding region runs from base 99 to 959 and encodes 286 amino acids. Gene Ontology annotation, biological process: 'de novo' NAD+ biosynthetic process from L-tryptophan; quinolinate metabolic process. NCBI's taxonomy places the organism in Eukaryota, Metazoa, Chordata, Mammalia, Rodentia, Bathyergidae. The record is from RefSeq and is a predicted model, not a curated record. Gene Ontology annotation, molecular function: iron ion binding; 3-hydroxyanthranilate 3,4-dioxygenase activity. Gene Ontology annotation, cellular component: cytoplasm. The transcript is spliced from 10 exons.
GAGAGCCCUAGGGCGCAGGGCAGAGCCGGGAAGACAAGAGCGGCAGCAACGGCCCGCCCGGAGGACGCAGACCCAGAGACCGCGGCCGGCCUGGAGGCAUGGAGCGCCGCGUGCGCGUGAAAACCUGGGUGGAGGAGAACCGAGCCUCCUUCCAGCCCCCAGUCUGCAAUAAGCUCAUGCACCAGGAGCAGCUCAAAAUCAUGUUCGUUGGUGGCCCCAACACAAGGAAGGACUAUCAUAUCGAGGAGGGUGAGGAGGUGUUUUACCAGCUGGAGGGAGACAUGGUUCUCCGCAUCCUGGAGCAAAGGAAGCACCGGGAUGUGAUCAUUCGGCAGGGGGAGAUAUUCCUGCUGCCCGCCAGGGUGCCUCACUCUCCGCAGAGGUUUGCCAACACCAUGGGGCUGGUGAUUGAGCGGAGGCGGCUGGAGACAGAGCUGGAUGGGCUCAGGUACUUUGUGGGGGACACUGUGGAUGUCCUGUACGAGAAGUGGUUCUACUGCAAGGACCUUGGCACACAGUUGGCCCCCAUCAUCCAAGAGUUCUUCUGCUCAGAGCAGUACAGGACAGGAAAGCCCAUCCCUGACCAGCUGCCCAAGGAGCCACCGUUCCCUCUGAGCACACGCUCUGUCAUGGAGCCCAUGUCCCUGAAGGCCUGGCUGGACAGUCACCGCAGGGAGCUGCAGUCGGGCACAUCCCUCAGCUUGUUUGGGGACACCUAUGAGACCCAGGUAAUCGCACAUGGACCAGGCAGCGGCAAGAGUUCAGGAGAGGACGUGGAUGUGUGGCUGUGGCAGCUGGAGGGUUCCUCAGUGGUGACGAUGGAGGGACAGCGCCUGGGCCUGGCCCCCGAUGACAGCUUCCUGGUGCCAGCUGAGACCUCGUAUGUGUGGGAGCGAGCACGAGACUCUGCGGCCCUGUCCGUGACCCAGGAUCCUGCCCGCAAGAAGCUUCUGGGGUGACACUCUUGCUGUGGGCCC